Cuscuta campestris is the source of this 1113-nucleotide messenger RNA. NCBI's taxonomy places the organism in Eukaryota, Viridiplantae, Streptophyta, Magnoliopsida, Solanales, Convolvulaceae. The record is from the annotation of a GenBank genome assembly.
AGCAUGGUGGUAUUUUUUAUCAUUCUCUUGCCCAAACUCAGGCGAUCCAAUCGUAUCUCAUCUAUUCCUUCAUCAGACGGUGGCUGUGGCGGUGGCGUUAACGACGGCGGUGGAUGGCAAGAAGCAAUAAAUACGCCUCCCUUAACUUCAACGACAUCUACGAGAAGAAAUCCAGCUCCUCCUCCGCCGCUGCCGCCCAUAGACCUCACUCUUCUUCUUCCUCAUCUCCGACUAUUAUCUCAAACUCUCGAAUCCAUGGCCAUAUGCUCGUCAUGAGCCGUCCCACGCCCAAACCGAUCUCCAUGCCUCAGCCGCAGACCAUCCCAAUCGAACAGAACCACGAAUUUCAGAGCCCUCCGGAGAAAUCCCCAUCCGAUUCGGACUCGAUUUCUCUUCGGCCGCGGGGUAGAACCGGGUCGGGUCCGGUAAUUUCAUCGAACUCUUUAUCUUCGCCGGGGAAACCGUCGUCGCCACUGCAGUCUCCGUUGCCCAAGUCCGACCGCUUUGUGCCGCCGCAUCUUAGACCUGGAUUUGUGGGCCGGGAGGAGAAGCUCGUGACGGAUUUUCAGAAAGGGAGAGGGAGAGGUGAGUUCGCAGGUGGGCUGCUCCAUACAGGGCCGGAGAACGGGAGGCCCAAAUCAGGGGGAGGGUAUGAGAGGAUGGGCCCAGGCGGUGAAGGUGAGCCUGUAAUCUCCAUGAACAGGCCUCGUUCGAGCGGAGCUCGGCCCAGAUCAAGUGGAUGAUGGUGGUGGCAUCCAAUGAUUUUGGUUAAGCCAAGCUGCAUUUACCAAUGAGGAUGGGGACAAUCUUCUCCGAGGUAAAUCCUAGCAAAAUCUUGAUCAAUGGCCAUUCCCUCCGAACAGCAAUGAACAGUUUAUAAAUUAUAGUGAACUGAAGGUAGAAUUCUCACCGGGUGGAUAGCCCAUUCAUAAGUCUGUAAUAAUAAUCCCAGGUGACGAUGGCAAACAGUUGUUAAUCAUGGUGUUUAAGGAUUUCUGUCAUUUGUCCAUUUAAGUUUCCUGUUUACUUUUUGCAUACUUUGUAUGGGAUUGAGAUUUAUCACUGUCAAGUGUGGAAUGAUUUCUGCAUUAUUCUGAAAUUAGAGUGCUUGAA